GGUGCCAUAUUUUGAAACCAUGAUCAAACCCAGAUCAUACUCCACUUUUUAUUGAUGCAGUUUCAAUGAAAUAUAUCGGAGUUUACAAAAUGUUUUUGUUUGUUUUUUUAGUUUACGUGUUAUAUGUUUGCAAAGCUCUGAAAGUCACAUUAGACGAGCGCGACAGAGGCACUUGUGAGCGGGUUUGCGCACUCGGUUCAUUCAGUCCGAGGAUCGCCUGAUAUAAUAAUGGAAUUAAACUCGCCUCGGGCCACGACCCCCCCAAUGAAACCGAGAGGAGAGGAAGAAGCGGCAGACUGAAAGACAGGAGGAGGCAGAGAGAAAGAGGGCGAAAGAGAGAGAGAGAGAGAGAUAGCGAGAGAUGCCUGGAUGCGGAUCUUCGUGACAUGAGCCGAAUAAUCCUGCGAAGUGCAAAGACGCGGCAGCGCAGCUCGGAUAUCACAGUUUUAUUUUCUCUCAUCUUGGAAAGUAAGUGAUUUAAACAACAACAACAACAAAAAACUAGUUUGGCUGAAUUACUUUUUGGGGCUCGGUCAACGACAGGAAGGAGGGAGAAAGGGGGAUCUGCUCGGUGCGCUCCAGACGCACAGCAUGAAGGAGGUAGAGAGUAGCUGAGCGCAAUGACAGAGAGCCUCUCCAGGAGUUAGGAUGUGAGCUGAACUUCGCGGUAGAAUGGCCGGCCAUGUGGCACUGACAGCCGAGGGAUGGCAGCCUUUUACCACCGCCUCCACCACCACCACUUCAGCCAGCAUCACCUCCACCCCCCGAGCACCGACCUGCGGCGGCUCUUCCACCGGCUCACCAUCGCCUCCUCUCUGAGCAUCAUCUGCUUCUCCCUGGUCUACCUUCUCACUGGAGGCUGCGAGUCGGAACUCGCUGAGAACCCUGAAAUCAAGCCGUCCGCGCGCGACUUCCUCGCGAGGGCGUCGGGAUGGCGGCAGGAGGGGAACGGAACCGACGCGCUGGGGAGCGGCCACGCCGCGCCGGAGACCAACAGCUCGGGGAAGGAGUGGACGGCCGCGCGCAGGCUGCCCCAGGCUCUCAUCAUCGGGGUGAAGAAAGGCGGCACGAGGGCUCUGCUGGAGUUCCUGCGGCUCCACCCGGACAUCCGGGCUCUGGGGUCCGAGCCGCACUUCUUUGAUCGGCAUUACGCACGCGGGCUGGACUGGUACAGAAGUAUGAUGCCCAAAGCCCUUGACGGGCAGAUCGUCAUGGAGAAGACGCCCCGGUACUUUGUCACAGUGGACACGCCAGCGCGGGUCCAUGCCAUGUCGCAGGAUGUGAAGCUGAUAGUGGUCGUUCGCGACCCUGUGACGCGAGCCAUAUCGGAUUACACGCAGAUCAUCUCCAAGACCCCCGACAUCCCGUCCUUUGAGAGUCUGGCCUUUAAGAACCGCACCACAGGUCAGAUUGACUCUCUGUGGAGCCCACUGUGGAUCGGCCUCUACGCCCAACACAUGGAGCGUUGGCUGGCUUGGUUCCCCAGGAAUCAGAUCCAUCUAGUCAGCGGGGAGAGGCUCAUCUCUGAUCCGGCUGGAGAACUGGGCAAAGUCCAGGACUUUCUGGGCCUGCAGAGGAUAGUCACAGACAAGCACUUCUACUUCAACAAAACGAAAGGAUUUCCCUGCCUAAAGAAGCCGGAGGGCAGCAGCAAACCCCACUGUCUGGGGAAGACAAAAGGGAGGACACACGUCUCCAUAGACCCAGAGGUGAUCCGGAAACUGAGGGAUUUCUACAAGCCUCACAACCAGCGCUUCUACCAACUCGCAGGGCAAAACUUCGGAUGGCACUGAUCUGUAACCUGCGUGGAACAAGACGCUUCUGUUGACACCGCUCCAGCGCAAAUCUGCUGCCUGACGGAGGCAGACGAAACGACUCAAAGCGCGCAAAACAGAGUCAACAAUGUCUUCAGACAGCCAGGCAGCAUCACAGCAGACUGCACUCCGAAAUCCCAGUGUCGAUAUGUUCUGUCUGGAUCAAUCAGUCGUGUUGACAUCUUUGUAUGUCAGCGAUGCACUCUUUGUGCUUUUGAGGAAGAUGCAGUGAGACCGUGGUGGCUGUAGGAUGCGGUUUUACGCCGAGCGGUGAAAGCUGAACGGCUUUUAGUGUCUGACUCACAAUCAGUUGUAGUUGUACAAGGAAGUGAAGAACUCAGGGUCCCUACACGUUGUCCCCUAAAUAUUCCACACAUUUCAGGACUCAAAUUUUAGUCAUGCAGUUUUUACAACAUAUUUACUUUUUAAAAUGUUUACUUUGAACCAAACUAUUCUUAUCAUCUGUAGGUUCUUCCAAAAAAAAAAAAAGUUUAAUCUAAAUCAAAAACAAAGCAUGACAAUGGUCAACAUGGCUUUUGGUUGUCAGAGUGUGAAUUUGGACAAUUUCUCUGCUUUUGAAGCUUCUGGACUUAUUUAUUUUGAAGUCUUUAAAUCUUGGACAUGUCAGAUUAGGAAUAGAAUAUUCUGGAGCAGGGGUCGGCAACCUACGGCUCCACAAUAACUCGGCUAAUGUUUUUAACUACAGAUGUAACAACAAAUGCAAGUUUUAACAGUUUUUCAUGGAAUAACCGCAUUGAAUUUCCACAAGUACCAGUAACA
This is a messenger RNA of Xiphophorus maculatus (southern platyfish), 2594 nucleotides long. RefSeq names its product heparan sulfate glucosamine 3-O-sulfotransferase 3A1-like (gene hs3st3l). Gene Ontology annotation, molecular function: [heparan sulfate]-glucosamine 3-sulfotransferase activity. The transcript has 3 exons. The record is from RefSeq and is a predicted model, not a curated record. NCBI's taxonomy places the organism in Eukaryota, Metazoa, Chordata, Actinopteri, Cyprinodontiformes, Poeciliidae. Bases 705 to 1793 code for a protein of 362 amino acids.